UGCUGCCUUCUUCCUUCCCUGCUGCCGGCUGUUGCUGGGUAUAAGCUCCGGUUUUUCCCUGGUAAAAUCAGCCCAGAAACUCCUCUUUUCAGCCUUGAUUUAUGUUGGGUCACUCUAAUCUUGUUGUUCUUUCAAUUGCUAGUGGCCCGUGGAAGUUCCCCAAUUUUCCUGCUGGCUCCUCCCAUACCCGCCAGCUCCAGCUUUGCUUGCUCAGCAUUUCUGGUCCUUGAUUGCCCUGUGAUCCUAGCACUUGGAUUAAGCCUUUUGUCUGUGUGAUUAAGGUAAGUAAAUUAUGGUAAAACUCGUAAAUUUUUUAAGCAUAUUUUAAUUGUUUUCUGAGAUGGUGGCGAGGUUUAAAUGGAUUUAUUUGCAUUUGAGCAUGAUUAAAAAGGGAAUUUGAACUUGUAUUAUUUUCCUUCUUUUCUAGAAUUGAGCAUGCCCACAUGAGAUUUUUCGGUUUAUUUUUGAAAGUGAGAACGAUCGUGAAUCGUGGUUUCUGUAAAUCUUGCUUGGUUUUGUCUCCGAUAUGGUUGUGCUAAUCGUGACCCCGCUAGUGGGGGAGGUUACAAACGCUAGCACAUGUCGACAUGUAGUGAGACCCGACGCGUGGGAAGCCCGGGGGAGUGACGAGCUAGACGACUAGGCACUUUUGGACUUAGGUUUUUGUAGCUAAGCCGUUAGUCACCCAUAGUUGACUUAGAAAUUUUUGUGUAUAGAACUCCCUUAGUUAUAGUCACGACUGUAUAAAUGAAGUUAUAAAUCCUUGUACAUUUUGACAAGUAAAUAGUUGGAAAGGAAAAGAAAUUAGAUAUUACCUG
Molecule: messenger RNA, 818 nt
Organism: Rubroshorea leprosula
Lineage: Eukaryota; Viridiplantae; Streptophyta; Magnoliopsida; Malvales; Dipterocarpaceae
Source: the annotation of a GenBank genome assembly